UUGACAUCAUGGCGACUCCCAUAGCGCGCAGCAUGUGAAAAGGUUUUCUGUAUCAGUAUUAUAUAUUUUAUUAAAUAUAAAUAUUUGGAGAUGGCCAAAAUGUUGUGUCCUACGCUCCUGAAAGUUUUUCUGACACGAAAUGCCAGUGUUAGCUAUGUAAAGUGCGCCGCAGUCUCCUCAAAGUCAGCAGCUGCUGCCUGUCCUACUAAACGAGUGCAUGAAGGACCCUUGAGAUAUUUCUCUGAAUCAGUGCCUUUAAAACCCGACAGCAAAACUACCACAACGGAUACCUCUGAUCGUGUCCUGGAGGGAGAUGUCAGGGACGAUUUUGGUAACAUUUCUCGUAAAUACUCUUCCAGACGAACCUUCAGCAAAAUGAGCCCAGAACAGCAGGAUUUAAAGUACAGAGUUGAGGAUGAGGAGGAAGCUGUAGUGGAAAAAUUCAAGUCUAAAACAGGUCGGAGGAAUACAGCGUAUUGGUAUUUCCUACAGUGCAAAAAGCUCAUUAAAGUGGAUAAACUGGCUGAGGCGUUAGCUCUGUUUGAGGGUGAUAUGCUAAAAGGAGAGCGCUUACAACCGGAAGAAUACAAUUACACCGUGCUUAUCGGUGGAUGUGGACGUGUCGGCUACCUAAAGAAAGCCUUCCAACUUUACAAUAAUAUGAAAAAACGAGGUAUCGAGCCGUCAGACGCUACAUAUACAGCGCUGUUCAAUGCUUGUGCAGAGUCACCAUGGAAACAAACCGGGCUGGAAGAAGCAAUGAAACUCAAGCAGGAGCUUCUCAAAAGAAACGUCCCGCUUAGUGCCAUUACCCAGCAUGCUUUGCUCAAAACAAUCGCCUUCAAUGGAGAUCUAAAGUCUUGCUUUCAGAUUAUGCGGGAGAUGCUUCAAGGUGGACAACCCAUAACACAAGAAACGUUUCAGUAUCUGCUGAUAUGCUGUGUGAUGGACAAGCAGCAGGGUUUCAGAUUGGCUUUACAGGUGUGGCAACAGAUGCUUAGGAUUGGAAUAAAACCAGAUGCGCACAAUUACAACAUUCUACUUCGAGCCGCGCGGGAUUGUGGGAUAGGAAAUCCUGAAUUGGCUUCUGAUUUACUCCUAAGGGGUACAGGAGAGGUGAACCCAGCACUCACAAGUGGAAGGAAAACCCGUAGGACAAAAGCAAAGGAAGAGACAUCACGUCCAGAGGUCUUAAAUAUUGAUGCAUUUGAGAAUGAGCUUUUUGUAGACACCCAUGCUCGUGAUGCUCGCAUCAGACAGGCCAAAAAGACUGAUCUGAACCCUCCUAAUGAACACGAUCAGUGUAGGGUACACUCAUCUCAAGAAGAAAUUCAGAAGUUGCCUACAUCACAAAGUGAUUCUCUGACAUGCCAAUCACAAUUAUCACCACAAAGUCCCCGCCUCCCAAACCUUCUGGACCCUAGCACUUGCCACUCAAAUGUAGUCGCCUUAGGGCCUGUGAAUAAUGCUUCCGAUAGGUUUGCGCUUAUUGGAAACCUUGAUGGUUUUUUGGAGAAGAUGGCCAAUGAUGGACUGGUGCCCAACAUCAAAACCAUCACCCUGUUGGCUGAUGUCAUGGAAGCUGGCAGCCAAUCGGUGCAGAGUCUCAUAAAUGUGGCAAAACAGAAUGGCGUCAGGUUGGACGUGACAUUUUUUAACAUGUUGAUAAGAAGGGUGGCCAAAAGUAAAGACUUGGAUGGAGCUAAGGCUGUUAAAGCCCUUAUGGUGAAUAGAGGGCUGAAGGUUACUGCGCAGACAUUUUGUAGCAUUGCACUGGCUUGCCAGACUGAAAAAGAUGGACUGCAGCUGUUGUCUAAUAUGGAGACGCGUGGCCUUGCACCGAACGCUUAUGUAUUCAGUGCUCUGAUCGGCCAAGCAGUGAAGCGUUUGGACUACGCUUAUCUGCACAAGCUGUUGCUUUGUAUGCACAAACUGCAGGUACCACCCAAUGAUGUCAUCAUCAGACAGCUGGAAUUUGCAGCUCAGUAUCCUUCCUCAUACAACAAGCUGAAGUCACGCAACGUGUACAUGGAAAGGAUUGAUGGUUUCCGGGGGUUUUACAAAGAAUGGCUUGAGUUUAUGCCUGGCCAGCAAACACCACAUCCCUGGGACAAAUAUCAAUCCCAGAAAGCACACACGGAGCAAGAGAAAGUCACCUAAUCAACUUUCUGAAUAAAUGCAAAUGUGACAUUGAUUGUACCAGCAAAUGGUUGUUUAUAAGUGUUCAUAUGUUAUGUCAUCUGAGGUGUCUUACGUAAUCUUUCUCUAAAUGUUCCCUUCAUGUAUUUACUUUGAUGUCGAUUGGAAAUGUAUCUAAAGAAAUAAACCAAGUCAGCAACUUGUGACGUAACAUCAAAGCUC
Paramisgurnus dabryanus is the source of this 2361-nucleotide messenger RNA. It is a transcript of the gene ptcd1, whose product is annotated as pentatricopeptide repeat domain 1. Gene Ontology annotation, biological process: tRNA 3'-end processing. Lineage: Eukaryota; Metazoa; Chordata; Actinopteri; Cypriniformes; Cobitidae. Gene Ontology annotation, molecular function: protein binding; tRNA binding. Gene Ontology annotation, cellular component: mitochondrial matrix. The record is from RefSeq and is a predicted model, not a curated record.